AUGGAGCCUGACUCACUUAGACUUCUGAUAUGGAGCCUUUUCUCCGUGUUUGGCUUCCUGAUUUUCAUCUUUCUACUUAGAAAUCUCACAAAAUCAAAACACGGGUCUUCUCCUCCCUUAUCUACUAAACCUACAUCUUGUAUUACAAGGGAUCUCAACGUCGAAUCAUUACGGUCCGCCACCGAUGAUUUUAGUACGUUGAGCUUGAUCAAGAUCGGCCACUCAGGUGAAUUCUUCGCUGGCUUUUUAAACAACGGAACGGAUAAGAUCGUCGUUAAGAAGGGUGUUGUAGAGGAUCUGAAGAGAGAACUUGAGCUGUACAUCUCCCUCAGUGAUGCUACAUGCUUCGUACCGUUGAUUGGUUAUUGUGGUGAAGAUAAAGAGAAGCUUUUUUUGGUUUAUGAAUUCAUGGAGGGUGGAGAUCUUGCAACGGUCCUCACAUCCAAAGAUCGGCCGCUUCCGUGGAUCGUAAGGCUGAAAAUCGCCGUUGAGGUGGCCGAUGCAUUGCUCUUUCUCCAUUGCACUUGCAGUCCUCCUGUCCUUCACAAUGAUGUGCAGAGUAGCAGCAUCUUGAUGGGCCCGAACCAAGAAGCGCGGCUCGGGAGCCUAAGCCGAGCCACACGUGUGGAACACGAAGAGCUACUGAGUCACGACGUGUGGUGCUACGGAAAGCUACUGAUGGACCUGAUCUCGGGCCUAAAUGUGAGCAGUGGAGAUGAUCCAUAUUCCCAAAGAUGGUUACAGAAGGUAAUGGCUUGUCCGGACCGAGCCAGCUUGAUCGGCUUGAUGGACCCAACCCUCAUCAUGGAAGAAGAUCUAGCUGAAGAGAUCAUCGGAGUAGUGACCAUCGCUAAGGCUUGUAUGAGUCAAUCGAGCUGGAUCACGAUGAAGUUGGUGCGACAGGCCAUAGGCCAUCCAGCCCGUAUAGCUGAUCAGGGUUGUGGGUCCCAGCUUGGAUCCUCUGAUCUUAGCCACCCAACCCUCAUCAGGAUGAAUGGUUAUGAUAUAGAAAGCAACAUACAUUAACAUUAUACAGGAAUGCUAGAUAAAGUGUGCACAAAAUCUGGCCUUUGAUCAUUUUAUUUGGUGGUGAUUCGGGUAUGAUACAGCGUGCCACACGUGCCCAUGCGGCACAUGUGUGAGAGAUUAAAGUCGACCAUCAACCACGUGCAGUGCCCUUGCCCAGAAACCAGGUGGGUCCACUCAUCAGAUGGGUAACAAAUUAAUGUGUUUCGAAUGUGGAUACACAGCAAUUAUUUAUAACAAUCCAUUUGUUUUUUUUACAAAAGUGUGGCCCAGAUGAAGAGUGGACCGCCCCACCUUUUUUGCCAGGGGAAAAUCCAACAUGGAACGUGCAUGAUGAACGGCCUGGAUCUCAUUCUUGUCUGCCAUGUUGACGCAUUUCAACCGUUUUUAAUUACAUUCUCUUGUUUAUCAGCAUCAUUUGUGAUUUUUUUUGGGGAUUGGUAGAAAGAUAGGGAGGAUUAACUGCAGAGCUCUGUAAAUGGGUCAGGCUGGCCAGUCAGACUUUUAGGCCAAGCCCAAUUUUGGCUGGAAUACUCGGCAGGGGGUCAAGCCCAGGUUGAUAUUUGAAGCCCAUUUAUUAAUCAUGCCGCGCUCAGGCUAUUCUAAGAGCCCAUCAGUCAGGCCCACGUAGGCU
Molecule: messenger RNA, 1660 nt
Organism: Magnolia sinica
Lineage: Eukaryota; Viridiplantae; Streptophyta; Magnoliopsida; Magnoliales; Magnoliaceae
Product: probable LRR receptor-like serine/threonine-protein kinase At2g16250
Exons: 2
Coding region: 1-1026 (341 amino acids)
Biological process (GO): protein phosphorylation
Cellular component (GO): plasma membrane
Molecular function (GO): protein kinase activity; ATP binding
Source: RefSeq, a predicted model, not a curated record